This is a messenger RNA of Colossoma macropomum (tambaqui), 689 nucleotides long. RefSeq names its product galactose-specific lectin nattectin-like. Bases 101 to 589 code for a protein of 162 amino acids. Gene Ontology annotation, molecular function: signaling receptor activity. NCBI's taxonomy places the organism in Eukaryota, Metazoa, Chordata, Actinopteri, Characiformes, Serrasalmidae. The record is from RefSeq and is a predicted model, not a curated record. The transcript is spliced from 7 exons.
UAAAAACACCCAGACCUCAAACUCCUCCAGCCAGUAACGGACACACAAGAGAAAUUAACAAAGAAAAAACACAGCAGUUGCCAGUGUUUUGUACUCUGCAAUGGCGAUGUGGACAGUUUCUUUGUUUCUUGGGUUUUUUCUUGCUAUGGAGAACCUGGUGCUUGGACAACAAGAACCAUCCAGCUUUUCACAUAAGCUUUGUCCGUGUGAAUGGUCAGCCCAUGGAUCUAGAUAUUUCAAGUACUUCAAAUCACCACUCCCAUGGAUUGAUGCAGAGUUUGAAUGUUUGAAGCAUGGUGCAAAUCUUGCAUCAGUACACAACAACGAAGAAAACGUCUUUUUAAAGAAUUUCAUCAAAGAAGCCACUGGCUCUCUGACUAGAACCUGGCUAGGUGGCCAUGAUGCUGUUGCAGAAGGAAAAUGGCUCUGGAGCGAUGGAUCCAAAAUGAGCUUCCAGGACUGGGACAAAGGUCAACCUGAUAACUACAAUAGUAAAGAACACUGUCUUGAGAUAAACUAUGGAGGGUUUCAGCAAUGGAAUGAUCUACCAUGCACUGACUCCAUGCCAUUUGUUUGUGCCUUGAAGUGAAGACUCGUAUCCAUCUGCGAGAAUCUUCUAUAAGAAGAACAAAAUGUGAAAAUGGAAUUAUAAUCUGAAUAAUAAGAGUCAAUAAAGCAAGUAAAGCAAA